AUGACGGAAAAGGCACGUCAGGCAUUUGAGGACACAGUCGGCAAAUAUAAACAUAGACUGUUAAAUUUAUACAGAAAUUUAGAUUGUCUCAUAACUGAUAUUGAGUAUGAAAAUAUGAACUUGGAUGAAUUAAAAUCUUUGGCAUCAGACAUUACCCAAUCAUAUGAAUCCUAUGAACAAGUUUCAACCAAAUUCAGUAAAUAUUUGGAAGAAAGUAGAACGGAACAAGGCCAGGAAGAAUUAUUAUUUCAUAUGACAGCUGUGGAAACAUUAAAAUCCCAGUGUGACACGGUUUUGGACCAAAUUCAAUCAUUUAUUGACAAAAUAAACCCAGUUCAAACUGUAUCUGUGGUCGAUAACAUUUCACAGGGGUUUGUAGUCGAGGAAAAACCUCGGCAUAGUGUAAGUGGAUAUAAAAACGGCGUUUCGGAUAUUAUGUCAAUAAAGUCGAAAACAAGUAAAACCUCAGUGCGUUCUAGCAUAACUAACAUCUCCAGGGUCAGUUCAGUAUAUAUGAAACAACGAGCGAAAUUGAAAGCGGCCAAAGUGAGGCUAAAAUUUGCUGAGAAAGAGGCCGAAUUGCAAAAAUCCCUUCAGCUGUUAAAAUCACAAAGAGAACUGGACGAGGCAGCAGCCGAGCUUAAGGCUAUGGAUGACGUUAUCGACACUGGUAGCCCUAUCAGACAUUGUUCACAAGCACCGUCGGAUGAUGAGGAGUUACACAGGAAGUCUAGGACAGUUGAAUUUGUGCAAAGUCAAGCCGAAAAUUUGAACACCGGUUAUGAAACAUCCGACCCCUAUUCACAUAAAGUGCCGGUAAACGUUGAGGCUCGAGAAUUCACCCCAGGUCAGUGUGUAACUGGACUGACUGAUUUGACCAAAUUUAUGCUAAAGAAAGACUUGCUUAUGGGUAGACUCACUCAGUUUACUGAUAAACCCGAGGAGUAUCGUGUCUGGAAAAUGUCAUUCCUAAAUGUUGUAAAGGAACUUGAUGUAAGCCCUCAAGAACAAUUAGACUUAUUAUCGAAAUGGUUGGGGCCAGAAUCUCGAAAACAGGCUGUAAGUGUAAGUCUACGUGCUGCAAACAUACACGACCCACCCCAAGCCUUGUGCAAAAUCUGGACUAGGCUCAGUGAGAAGUACGGCGCGCCCGACCAAAUUGAGUUAUCUUUGAGGGAAAGGCUAAACAAAUUCCCGAAAUUAACGAACCGAGAUGGUCAGAAAUUAUUUGAUCUUUCGAACAUAUUGGCGGAAAUUCAGGCAGUUAAGGAAAACACGGCGUUCAGCUCGAUAAUGGCGCACUACGAUUCGUCCAGCGGAAUAAACCCAAUUGUUUGCAAGUUACCCGUGUUCAUACAGAACAACUGGACUGACUAUGCGUGCAGAUAUCAAACCGAGCACAAUGUUACAUAUCCGAAAUUCAGUGUUUUCGAGAGGUUCAUACAGGAAAUGAGCUCGCGAAUGAACAACCCGAGUUUCAAUUACACCGAUGGUACUGCGGUACCUAGCGUCAACAAAGAACAACGUCGUACUCCGUCUACUGGAAGUAGGAAUGCAUACGUCUUUUCAAAGAAAACGGAAGUUAAUAAUGUGCCUACAGCAUUUUUGUGCCCACUUCAUGACAGUGCGAGAGAAGUGAAGCAUUUGUUAUCAGGUUGCCACCUGUUUCUAUCGAAAUCCAAGGACGAAAAGAGGGAAAUUCUCUUAAAACACGGCGUGUGCUUUAAGUGUUGUAAGGACAAACAUUUGGCCAAAGACUGUACAGAAAAAGUAAUCUGUACUGUGUGUAAAGGUUCAUCGCAUUGCACCAUGUUUCAUGAUGACAAAUAUCAGCCCCGUCAGUCUCACGGCGAGGAAAGGACAAGUAUCAGGGGAGACAAUCUUAAGAUAAAUUCCAAGUGUACACAGUUGUGCGGUGAAACCGGUCCCUUCGUGGGGAAAUCGUGUUCAAAAACGGUGUUAGUAAAUAUCUACAAGGACGGACAACUUAAUAAUGUGUUGCGUGCUUAUGCCAUUAUAGAUGAGCAGAGCAAUCGGACAUUGGCCAAAAGUGAGUUCUUCGAUUAUUUUGGAGAUCAUUCUACGGAAACCGGAUACGUACUUUCAUCAUGUGCCGGUGAAAUUCAGGUAACCGGGAGGCAAGGCAGCGGAUACGUAAUGGAAUCAUUGGACAAGGAAUACUCAUUAAAAUUACCGUUGAUUACAGAAUGCAAUUAUAUUCCGAAUGUGAAACAGGAAAUACCUACACCGGAAGUUGCACGACACUAUAGUCACAUGCAGGACAUUGCUCAUCUUAUCCCAGAGUAUGAAAACGAUACGCCCAUAUUGCUUCUCGUUGGCAGAGAUCUCAUUUCGGCGAAUCAUGUGUUGGAACAGCGAACUGGACAUGAACGUGAACCAUAUGCACAGAAAUUAAAAUUCUGUUGGGUAGUUGUAGGAGAAUCGUGCCUAGGUCUCGUUCACAAACCUACGGUCAUAACUGUGAGCAAAACGGUCGUUUUACCGGAUGGCAGACCUACUCUCAUGGAUCCGUGUCCGAAUUACUUCAAGGCUCAGUUUGAAAAAUCCGAUAAGUUGCCAAUUGGAAUGGACAUAUUUCAAAGAACAAAAUUCGAUGAUAUUCCUGGUUACUCGCAACAGGAUAAGGAAUUCAUGCGUGUCAUGGAAGGGGAGUUUAUUAAGGACGAGUACGGUAAUUGGAGUGCACCGUUACCGCUAAAAAAGGAACGACCUACUUUGUCAAACAAUAUGGAUCAGGCAAGGCAUCGCGCAGAAAAUCUACGAAAGUCGUUACUGAAAAAUCCUACUGAGCGCGAACAGUUUUGUGCGUUUAUGCAAAACAUUUUUGACAAGGAGCAUGCAGAGGUAGCUCCCGAGUUACAAGAUGGCGAGGAAGCAUGGUAUCUACCGAUAUUCGGGGUUUAUCAUCCCCAAAAACCCAACAAAAUCCGAGUCGUGUUCGAUUCGGCGGCAAAGUUUAAUGGACAUUCGCUUAACGACAUUCUCAUGACAGGUCCGGAUCUCAUAAACAAUUUGGUUGGUGUGUUAAUGAAAUUCAGGAAGGAACGAAUUGCGAUUAUGGCCGAUGUUGAACAAAUGUUCUUCAACUUCUAUGUGCACAAGCGUGACAGAAACUUUCUACGUUUCUUAUGGUUUCAAGAUAAUGAUCCCACACAACCGCUAAGGGAAUUUCGUAUGUGCGUGCAUGUGAUUGGCAACUCGUCUUCUCCGUGUAUUGCCACACUUGGAUUAAGGAAAUCUGCUUGCGACCAUAUCGAUUCUUCCGCGUGCGACGAGGUGUGUUGUUUCGUCAAAGAGAGCUUCUACGUUGACGAUGGGUUGACCUCUGUAUCUGACGAAGGUCACGCAGUGCAGUUGUUGAGAGACACUCAAGCUCGAUUACGGCAAAACGGAAACAUUCACUUGCACAAGUUCUCGUCGAACAGUGUUGAUGUUUUAAAGCAGUUUCCAAAAGAGGAUACCAGCGAAAUUUGCGAUAUGGACUUCGAUGAUAUCGUUCAUAGGAGUCUCGGACUAUGUUGGAAAGUCGGUUGUGAUAAGUUCACGUUUAGUGUUUUUGAUGAGGUGAAACCGUUCACCAAACGAGGUGUACUUUCUACAAUACAUAGUGUAUUCGACCCCCUCGGCUUUGUGGCACCAGUUAUUCUCGGAGGCAGACUAUUAAUGCGAAAUGUGUUAUCGUCAAAAGAUCUUGACUGGGAUGACCCUUUACCUCCGGACUUGAACUCUGAUUGGAAAAAAUGGAGGUCUUCGCUUAAAGAUCUGGAACAGUUAGAAAUUUCGAGAUGUUACUCCAAUUCGUCAUUGGAAAAGGCAAUUCGUCGUGAACUACACGUAUUCUCAGACGCGUCAAAGGAUGCCAUAGGCGCAGUAACAUACAUGAAAAUUUAUGACGUACAGGAAAAUGCUUCUGUUGCAUACGUUCUUGGCAAAUCGAAAGUAGCGCCUUCCCACGGACAUACCAUUCCAAGACUAGAACUAUGCGCGGCUGUUCUGGCUACUGAACUCGGUUUAUUUAUAUCCGAACACAUCGAUGUUGUGUUUGACGCCACCUACUACUAUACCGACAGUCAGGUAGUACUAGGGUAUAUAUUUAACGACACGCGCCGUUUCUUCGUUUAUGUUGCUAAUCGGAUUGACAAGAUUCUGAAGUUAUCUUCCAAACAGCAGUGGAGUUUCGUUUCUAGUGAAUGUAACCCUGCCGAUAGUGCGACUAGGCCAAUGCGUGCGAAAGACGUUGGAAAGUCAGUGUGGUUGAACGGACCCGUUGACGUCAUGAGUGAUUUGCAAAGUUCGUAUAGAGACCAAGUAUUUCCGUUGAUCGGUAACGACGACGGUGAAAUAACGUUCAUCAACGAAACAAAUGUCAUGAAAACUCACGUUCGGAAGGACUUCGCUCUCGAUCCUGACCGUUUCGCGAGAUUUUCGUCAUGGACUAGGUUGGUUAGUGCAAUAACCUUACUGAAACAAGUCGCGCAUCGUCAUCACAACGGAACAGACAAUCCAGACGUGUUGCGUUUUGCUAGCGAUUCAAAGAACCUCAUACUGAAGGUUGUUCAACAAGAGUUUUAUUCGAUGGAAAUCGACUGUUUACAGAAAGGACUGCCGUUAAACAGGAACAAUUCUUUGUUGAAAUUGUCGCCGUUUCUAGACGACGAGGGGCUCCUGAGGAUUGGUGGUAGGAUUCAGAAUAGUGACAUUGACUUACCUGGAAAGGAUCCGAUCAUUGUCCCAGCAAAACAUCACGUGGCUACUCUAAUCGUGAGACAUUAUCACGAGAAAAACUAG
Messenger RNA from Ylistrum balloti, 4809 nucleotides. RefSeq lists its product as uncharacterized. Gene Ontology annotation, molecular function: nucleic acid binding; zinc ion binding. The coding region runs from base 1 to 4809 and encodes 1602 amino acids. The transcript has a single exon. NCBI's taxonomy places the organism in Eukaryota, Metazoa, Mollusca, Bivalvia, Pectinida, Pectinidae. The record is from RefSeq and is a predicted model, not a curated record.